Cynoglossus semilaevis (tongue sole) is the source of this 1083-nucleotide messenger RNA. RefSeq names its product zona pellucida glycoprotein 3f, tandem duplicate 1 (gene zp3f.1). The record is from RefSeq and is marked validated. Gene Ontology annotation, molecular function: acrosin binding. Gene Ontology annotation, biological process: binding of sperm to zona pellucida; egg coat formation; positive regulation of acrosome reaction. NCBI's taxonomy places the organism in Eukaryota, Metazoa, Chordata, Actinopteri, Pleuronectiformes, Cynoglossidae. Gene Ontology annotation, cellular component: extracellular matrix.
GUUCUCAGUCAUGAUGGCGUUCUCCCGUCAGUGUGUGCUGUUCUUCUGUCUGCUAGCUGCUUUUUCAGUUUAUGCAGACAUGAGACUGGACUGCAGGCCUGAUUUUGUGACCUUGGUGUGGACUGAAAGCAGAAUCCACGUCGACCCAUCACUCCUUCGUCUGGGCAGCUGUUUUCCUACCAGUGUCACAGCCAUGGAGGCUGUUUUCAGUGUGGAUCUGAAUGACUGUAACUUCGACCGACUGGUCACUGGAGAUCAGAUGAUAUACACCAAUGAUCUGACCUACAUCUCCUCCCACGAGUCCUUCAGCCACCCUGUAGUGUGUGUGUAUGACAGGCCAAAAGACUGGUUCCCCCUUAUCUAUGAUCCUGUGUUUAACACACACGGUGAAGCAGGUCUGGUUUUUCACGCUGGACUCAUGAACGAUGACUUCUCAGGCCCUGCUGUGUCAAACACUUUCCCUCUGGGCUCCUCCAUCCCAGUCAUGGCCAGUGUGGAGGAGGCCACCCAUCAGCCCUUGCUGCUACUUCUGGAGGAAUGUCUUGCUGCUGACACACCACAACUGGUCCCAGAGAGCAACGUGUACACGGUCAUCGGCAAUAAAGGGUGUCUUGUGGACAGCAGAGUAUCUCGUUCAAGAUUUGAACCCAGAAUAAAAUCAUCUGAGAUCAAAGUAUCUCUUCAAGCCUUUAGAUUUGCCCUGGGAAAAGAGGUGUUUAUCCAUUGCAAACUUUUGGCUUGGGACCCCAUGGGUCUUGACAACACCAAAAAGGCCUGCCACUAUGUCAAAGACCACGGAUGGGAGCUUCUGGACAAUCCUGCCUACAGUAAUCUGUGUGAUUGUUGUGAUUCGAGCUGCAAAUCCAGGAAAACAAGGAGCAUAGGAUCAGGAGAGCUAGGACUGAGACACAAAGCAGUCAUUGGACCUUUAACCAUCACUGAGACCUGAUGUAUCCAGAAAUCAAUUCAUCUUUUGGACCAUCUGCAUCAUCUAACUUGGGUUUUAUUGUUUGAGCUUAUAAAAGCUGACUGCCUGCUUCUCCUUGCAUUCUAGAUGUGGCCAUUAAAAGAUGUACUAACCUU